AUGAGCUCAGGAGGAACUCGCGUGUAUGUGGGCGGUCUCGUGGAGGGUAUAAAAAAAGAAGACUUAGAACGAGAAUUCGAUAAAUAUGGCAAACUGAACUCCGUGUGGGUCGCUCUUAACCCCCCAGGCUUUGCUUUCAUUGAAUUCGAAAACAUGCAAGAGGCUGAGGAUGCUUGUAGCGCGAUGAAUGGUUUCGAAAUGUUAGGUGCGACAUUAAAAGUUGAGUUAUCGAGAAAAAGGGACGGCCCUCGCCGCGGCGGCGGUAACUUCCGAGGUGGUCGCGGGGGUAACUUCAGAGGGCGUUCCUUUGGGGGUUCUCCAGGCGGUAGGUCGUUCGGGGGCGGUCGACCUUUCAACCGCAACAGCCAAGGCAACGGUUACGGGUCAGGCAACGGCGGUGGAAAUUUCAGAUCUAGGUCACCACUCUCUCGAUUUUAA
Molecule: messenger RNA, 438 nt
Organism: Melitaea cinxia (Glanville fritillary)
Lineage: Eukaryota; Metazoa; Arthropoda; Insecta; Lepidoptera; Nymphalidae
Gene: Rsf1
Product: RNA-binding protein Rsf1
Exons: 1
Coding region: 1-438 (145 amino acids)
Biological process (GO): mRNA splicing, via spliceosome
Cellular component (GO): nuclear speck
Molecular function (GO): RNA binding
Source: RefSeq, a predicted model, not a curated record